AGUCAACCCACGUGUGGACAUUUCCUGUAGGGGGGUGGCCUGAUACAACACACUAAAGAGAUCUGUUUUGAGGUGUUUUUAAACUAUGGAUGAAUUACCUUCGGACCUCAAAGCAUUUCUACUUAACCACCCUUUCCUUCAGCUUACAGACGGCAAAAAGAUCAAAUGCACAUUGAAUGGCCACGAGUUUCCAUGCAACCUGACGGAGUUGCAGAAGUUCACUCAAGGGAAGAAAUACGAGAAACUGAGUGCUGCAGCAGAGUUCAACUACAGCCAGUAUGAACCACACGUUGUGCAAAGCUCAAAACAACCCAAUCAGCUCUUCUGUAAACUGACCCUCAGACAUCUCAACCGGCAGCCGCACCAUGUCCUAAGACAUGUCAACGGAAAACGCUUCAAGAAGGCCCUCACCAAAUACGAAGAGUGUGUGCAGCAGGGGAUUCAAUUCGUUCCAGCCAGACUGAAACAGAAAAAGCCUAAAGACACCGGAGAGGAGGUCAGUCGGGGGAGGGCCACAAAACACGGGAACAGCGCAUGGGAACCCUCAUCCAGUGACGAGGAGCACAGUGACUCCGAAGACAGCAUGAGCGACCUCUAUCCUCCAUCCAUGUUCACCUUAAAAAACUCGGCAGAAGAAAGUAUGGAGGGUGACGGGGAUGAGGAGGAAAAUGACUUCCAAACAGAUGACGACGAGGAAAUGGAGGUGGAGAAGCAGGCGGUGCUGAAACGCAAAAAGGUCCAGGGCGGUGGCUUUCAGAAGAAAUUCAGAAAUAAUCACUGGAAAUCAGGGCGGAAGAAACAUGGAAAAGUGAAAAAUGGAAAGUAAAAUGUAAAACCAUAUCUGUAUAGUAUUUUUAUACCUGGUGCUUUGUGAGAGAGCAAAACACCUCUGUUGGGUGUAGUAUUUCUAUGUCUGAGCCAGCCUGACCUUUGUCUUAGCAUCACAUUACUAUAUCACAACAGAUCAGGAGUUUUCUGAUUAUUUUUUUUUUCCUGCAAAGGUUGCAGUUUCAGCAAGGCUGGUUUACAUGACAUUGAACGUGUGAUUGUGUUAGUUAACACAUCUUUGGACUGGAUAGGUUGUGUUUCCUAGUUCACAAGCAGGAACCCUGGCAUAAAAUACAACUGUUUGGACUUGCCAA
Messenger RNA from Seriola aureovittata, 1142 nucleotides. It is a transcript of the gene surf2, whose product is annotated as surfeit 2. The transcript is spliced from 6 exons. The record is from RefSeq and is a predicted model, not a curated record. Lineage: Eukaryota; Metazoa; Chordata; Actinopteri; Carangiformes; Carangidae. Bases 86 to 826 code for a protein of 246 amino acids.